AUGCAUUCAUGGGCCGACUAGGGUUCCAAAAGAACAACCAUAUAAAACCUUUCUACGUUGCAGAAAGAAGCAAGAGAGCAGCAGACGCCGGCAUCCUUGUCGACGGGGGAAACCGCUAAAGGAUCUUGGCAAUAUGACUUUCAAACGAAGGAAUGGCGGACGCAACAAGCAUGGUCGUGGCCAUGUCAAGUUCAUUCGCUGCUCUAACUGCGGCAAGUGUUGCCCUAAGGACAAGGCUAUCAAGAGAUUCCUUGUGAGGAACAUAGUGGAGCAAGCUGCUGUGAGAGAUGUUCAAGAAGCUUGUGCAUUUGAACAGUAUACACUUCCCAAGUUAUACGUGAAGAUGCAGUACUGUGUUUCAUGUGCAAUUCACUCGAAAGUCGUUAGGGUCCGAUCCCGUGUUGAUAGGAGGAACCGUGAGCCUCCAAAGCGAUUCAGUCGCCCAAGGGAUGAUCUUCCUAAGGCAGGUCAGGCACCACGCCCAGGUGGAGGUGCAGGUGGUCCUCCACCUGUUCGUACUUAAGUUGGAUGAAUGUAGCCUCUGGUUCCAAUUUGUUUUUGAAUUUUUAUUCUGUUAUGCUUUUUAUACGCUUUCUAGGUUUUGGUCUUCUGAACAUCAAGAUUGUGU
Molecule: messenger RNA, 628 nt
Organism: Lactuca virosa
Lineage: Eukaryota; Viridiplantae; Streptophyta; Magnoliopsida; Asterales; Asteraceae
Source: the annotation of a GenBank genome assembly